AUGGACGAGGACAAAGCCCGGCCAAGCCGGUCCGGACGGACCUUUCCGCUAUCCAUUGUCGAGAAAUGCUACCCUCGCGCCUGGGACCGCCGGCUGCAUUCCUUGCACCCCGUCCUCCGGGCCACCCGCCCCAAGCUCAUCAAGGCGGGCAUAGUCAACUCGAUCCUCAUUCAACUGCUACUCUUCGCCCUCUUCUGCCACCUCUUCGGCGCGCUGUACCAGCAGACGCAGCACACCCGCUCCCGAGGCGUGCCGUGGGUAGUCCACGACGGCGGCGUCAUCCGGCCACUUGCAAGCAGUCGGUGCCGCCUACGCGCCGUUGGAAUCCGAAAACUCCCCCGCGUUGCUUGCCCGGCCCGUCUCGAAAUACACGUCGGCGGACUCCCUCCACGAGGCCGAUCCCCCGUCCACCUAGGCCUCGCCGUCGCCGGAGUAAACACGUCGCAGUACAACCGGUCAGACGUGCUCUUGUACAUCUGGAACGAGGCCAGAUACCCGGCCGUCAUGGACAGCUCCGUAUCCAGCAGCACGGUGGCUCUAUCCAGCGCAGCCCGCAUGUCCUACGUAGCCCUCAACGGCACGGGCACGCUGUCAACGAUGCCGCCCAACGACCCAGCCGCCCUCUCCGCGUUUGCGAAUCCGUGGACCGUGACGUCGGCCAACAUGCAGGCCACGACCCACGGGACCCGCGUCGUGUACAACACGGACGCCAUUGUCCUCAUUCUCCUGCAGAUUGGGAGGAGGAGGAGCAGGCUGUCGAGGAUACUCAAAGAUUGGAAACGCAAGCAACGAGGAUAUAUUCCAACAUGGGACCGUCUUUUUCGGUGGUCGGUUGUUAUGAGGGAAAGGGUCAAGGUUGAGGUUUGGGUUUCUGAGAAGUGCGACGGCGGUAGUCUAGUUCUGAUAGGUUGCCUCGCUUUGUGCCGGUUGAGAUGA
Metarhizium album ARSEF 1941 is the source of this 936-nucleotide messenger RNA. RefSeq lists its product as uncharacterized. The transcript is spliced from 2 exons. Gene Ontology annotation, cellular component: membrane. NCBI's taxonomy places the organism in Eukaryota, Fungi, Ascomycota, Sordariomycetes, Hypocreales, Clavicipitaceae. The coding region runs from base 1 to 936 and encodes 311 amino acids. The record is from RefSeq and is a predicted model, not a curated record.